Molecule: messenger RNA, 3231 nt
Organism: Abrus precatorius (Indian licorice)
Lineage: Eukaryota; Viridiplantae; Streptophyta; Magnoliopsida; Fabales; Fabaceae
Product: probable LRR receptor-like serine/threonine-protein kinase At3g47570
Biological process (GO): protein phosphorylation
Molecular function (GO): protein binding; protein kinase activity; ATP binding
Source: RefSeq, a predicted model, not a curated record
AUGAUGCCUCUAAUAAUGUUCCUUCUAAAGUUUGUUUCGCAAUCCAUCAUGUUCAUGUACAUGACUCCAACUGCAAUUGGCCUUGCUUUGAGUUCAGAAUGUGAUAAACUCGCUUUGCUUGACCUGAAGGAAAAGCUUACCAAUGGCAUACCUGAUUCUCUCCCAUCAUGGAACAAUUCUUUGCAUUUCUGUGAGUGGCAGGGUGUUCAGUGUGGCCAUCGCCACAAGAGAGUCACUACCUUGCAUUUACAAAAUCAAAAUUGGGGUGGUACUUUGGGACCAGCUUUGGCAAAUCUAACCUUCCUUAAAAGCCUCAAUCUUUCCAAUAUUAAUUUGCAUGGUGAAAUACCCACACAAGUUGGUCGUUUAAAGCGGUUGCAAGUUCUUGACUUGAGCAAAAAUAAUCUUCAUGGUGAGGUUCCUAUUGAGCUUUCUAACUGCUCAAAUCUUGAGGUAAUAAGCUUGCUGUACAAUAAACUCACUGGGAAAGUACCCUCUUGGCUUGGAUCUAUGACACAGCUCACACAGUUGUUUCUUGGUGCCAAUAAUCUAGUGGGUACUAUUCCACCUUCCAUGGGAAAUCUAUCAUCACUCCUGAAUAUAUCUCUUUCAAGAAAUAAUUUGGAAGGAAAUAUACCUCAUACCUUGGGUACGUUGUCAAAUUUAGAACAGUUGUAUCUUGGUUUAAAUAGGUUGUCGGGUACCGUUCCUGAUUCUCUUUAUAACCUCUCAAAUAUUCGAGUUCUUGUUCUUGGGGAAAACCAAUUAUCUGGUACUCUUCCAUCAAAUUUGCAACGUAAUCUUCACGCAUUCUUGGUUGGGGGGAACCACUUCUCUGGAACUUUCCCAUCCUCGAUAUCCAACCUCACUGGAUUGAGAUGGUUUGAUAUAUCCAGCAAUGGUUUUAAGGGGUCAAUUCCUACUACUUUGGGAAGCUUAAGCAAACUUGAGAGGUUUAACAUUGGUGAUAAUAGUUUUGGGAGUGGAAAAGCUCAUGAUUUGGACUUUCUCUCCUCAUUAACCAAUUGUACCCUAUUGCAAGUGCUUAUUUUGGAGGGCAAUAAAUUUGGUGGUGUGUUGCCUGAUCUUAUUGGUAACUUCUCUUCCAAUCUCAAUUGGCUUAGUAUGGGGAUUAAUCAAAUAUCUGGAAGGAUCACUGAAGGAAUUGGACAACUAAUCGGUUUAACUAACUUCAUUAUGAUAGAUAAUUUCCUUGAGGGAACAAUUCCAGAUUCAAUUGGAAACCUUAAAAGUCUAGUAAGAUUGGCCUUGCAAGAAAACAAAUUAUCAGGUAACAUUCCUACCGUCAUUGGCAAUCUUACCAUGUUAUCUGAAUUUUAUCUACACACCAAUGAAUUUGAAGGAAGCAUUCCAUCUACCAUCAGAUACUGCACCCGCAUGCAAUCAUUUGGAGUUUCUGACAACAGCUUAAGUGGUGAUAUUCCUAACCAAACCUUUGGCAAUCUAGAAGGUUUGGUAAAUCUUGACCUAUCCAUCAACUCCUUCACCGGUUCCAUUCCUUUGGAGUUUGGAAACUUGAAGCACCUUUCCUUGUUAUAUCUACAUGAAAACAAGCUGUCUGGUGAAAUUCCCUUAGAACUUAGUUCUUGUUUGGCAUUAACAGAGCUCACACUGCAGAGAAACUUUUUCCAUGGAAGUAUACCUUCAUUCUUGGGCUCUUUAAGGUCCCUUGAAAUUCUAGACCUUUCUAGUAACAACUUCUCAAGCACAAUCCCCAUUGAACUAGAAAAUCUGACUUUGGUGAGAACUUUGAACUUGUCCUCUAACCAUCUUUGUGGUGAGGUUCCUAUAGGAGGUGUCUUUAAUAACAUCACAGCAAUUUCACUCAUUGGAAACAAGGAUCUCUGUGGGGGUAUACAACAACUGAAGCUACCUGCAUGCUCUAGGUCCCCUUGGAAGAAACACAAGUUGCCUCUUAAAAGCGAACUUAUUCUCAUCAUUGCAAUCGGUGGGGUUUUGUUCAGUUCCAUAAUAUUUAUCGGCCUCUACUAUCUCAGGAAAAAAUCCAAAAUAUCAUCUUCUUUAUCAUCCUUGCAAAAUAGGUACUCGAAGGUUUCUUAUGGAGAGCUAUAUCAAGCAACCAAUGGAUUUUCUCCAUGCAAUUUAGUAGGCACUGGAAGCUUUGGUUCUGUUUACAAAGGAUCACUCGUCCAUUUUGAAAGACCUGUUGCUGUGAAGGUAUUGAAUCUUGAAACAAAUGGGGCAUCAAAGAGUUUCAUGGCUGAAUGUAAAGCCUUGGAAAAGAUCAAGCACCCAAAUCUUGUCAAGAUCCUGACAUUUUGUUCAACUUUUGAUUACGAUGGUGAAGUUUUCAAGGCUAUAGUUUUUGAGUUCAUGCAUAAUGGGAGUCUAGACAGGUUGUUGCACAGCAAUGAAGAAUGUGAGCCUAGAAAUCUUAAUCUACACCUUACACAUAGAAUAAGCAUCGCUAUUGAUUUAGCUAAUGCAUUAGAUUAUCUUCAUCAUGAUUCCGAGCAAGCUAUAGUUCAUUGUGAUAUUAAGCCAAGCAAUGUUCUUCUUGAUGGUGACCUUGUUGCUUACAUGGGAGACUUCGGAUUAGCUAGGCUCCUUCACGAGGCCUCAGGGCAUUCCAGUAGAGAUCAAAUUAGUUCCUCGGCAAUUAAGGGAACCAUUGGAUAUGUUGCCCCAGAGUAUGGAUUGGGUGGCCCAGUAUCACCACAAGGAGAUAUCUACAGCUAUGGAAUUCUUCUAUUGGAGAUGCUCACUGGAAAGAAACCAACGGAUAGCAUGUUUUGUGAGGGUCUAAGCCUGCACAAAUUCUGUAAGAUGGCAAUUCCAGAAGGAAUCACUGAGAUUGUUGAUUCUCGUUUGCUAAUCCCAUUUGCUAAAGAAUUAACAGUGGUUAAGGAAGGUGACAUCAGGGAGUGUCUGGUGUCUUUUGCAAGGAUUGGAGUUGCAUGUUCUGCAGAAUUUCCUGCUCAGCGAAUGAAUAUUAAAGAUGUUACAAAGGAGUUGCAUGCAAUUAAACAGAAGCUGCCCUGCUAGAAAUAGGUUCACCAUUCUCAGUUAGUUAAGGCUUGUAUCCGUCACAUUUUUCUGCACAAUUUUGUUGUUUGCACUUUGCACCACUUCAAUUCCUACAUUGUGAUUUUAAGAGCAACCAUUACAAAGUAACCUUUUAGUGCGUUCCCUGUGUAGUACUAGAUAUGUUUUGGCUUGAAUUUAUAUUGGAUGAGUCUAUUGCCACUU